Parastagonospora nodorum SN15 is the source of this 189-nucleotide messenger RNA. RefSeq lists its product as hypothetical. The record is from RefSeq and is a predicted model, not a curated record. The transcript is spliced from 3 exons. NCBI's taxonomy places the organism in Eukaryota, Fungi, Ascomycota, Dothideomycetes, Pleosporales, Phaeosphaeriaceae. The coding region runs from base 1 to 189 and encodes 62 amino acids.
AUGCAAUUCCUCAUCACCAUCCUCCUGGCCCUCUCCGCCACGGUCCUCGUCUCCGCCAAGCACCACCCCAACCCCAAGAAACCACUUUGUGUGGCAACAAGAGCGAUGGAUCGUCCGUCGGUGUCAUCUGCACCAACCACUGCUGGGUGGUCAACCCUGACCAGCACUGUUAAGUGCGAGAUGGAGUGA